GCUGGGGCAUGAAAUCCAGUAAGACAGGCAGUUGGUCUGGGAGACACAGACCACGAGACCUCAUAGUGCUCAGUUACAGCAGCCUGCAACCUAACUCUGUGAGGGAAAACUCAGCCAGGACUGACUCUGCUGCCAAACAUCAGGAGUUUCUCCAACAAACCUGGAGAACAUGCUCUGUGUGACUCGUUCAAGCCAAUUUUUUGUAUCCGUUGAAAUCUUUUCAAUGUUGGUGAUUCAGCUUAUUGCAUAGUGACAUUUUGAUAUUUAGGCGAUCACACCGAAAGUUCUGCGAGAACAAUGGGUGGGAAGCAAUCUCGCAGUUUCUCCAGUAAGGACCUGAAUGAUUUGAGUGUAAGCCAAAAGAGGAAGAGCGCCGGAAAGGACGACAUGCCGAGCCUGUCCUCGGCUGCUGAGAGGAUCCGCAGACAUGCAACGGUACACUUUGGAUACAGCACCCUCAGUCUGGCCAUGCGGGGACUGAACGGGACCCCCGUUGAGCUUUGGGAGCUCAGAGAACUGCAAAAACUAAACUUGUCAAUGAACUCCCUUUGCUCUUUGCCCCCUGCCCUGGGAACUCUGGACAACCUGGUGGUCCUCAACUUGUGGGGAAACAACCUGUCGAGCCUACCGCCUGAGAUCGGCCUUCUCCAGAAGCUGCGGGUGCUCUUUGCCUGCCGGAACCGUUUGAGCGAGGUACCGGAGGAGCUCGGGUCCUGUGCUCGACUCGAGGUACUCAGCCUGGCUAACAACCAGAUCACGGGCCUUCCUGGCAGCUUGGCAACCAUGAACAGUCUGACCAAACUCAACCUCAGCCACAAUCGAAUCGUCCACAUCCCAACAUGUGUCUACAGCAUGAAGGGCCUGGUCUUUCUUCACCUGGCUUGUAACCGAUUGGAGACCAUUGCGGACCAAAUCCAGGACUUGGUAAACCUUAAGAUCCUUAUCGUGGAGGGGAACAGCAUUCACACAUUGCCUAAAACGCUGUGCUUCCUGGAGUCUUUAGAACUGCUCAAUGUUGACUUCAAUGACCUGCAAAAUGUGCCUGUGGAAAUGUACCUACUGAGCAAGCUUGGGAGAUUGGCAUGCCACCCGAUGGAUAAAGGACUACAUAUAAUCCACAAUCCCCUCCUGAAGCCCAUACAGGAGGUACUGCAAGGAGGACUCAGUGCCCUCUAUAACUACCUCAAGCCCACGUGAAAGACUACUACUGGGUGUUUGCAUCCAAAGCGCGGGUCAUUCUGGGAUGUUGGCACAAACCAGGCCCCUGGCACGUGUUAGUCAUGCUGCAAGUCCUUGCUGUUACCAGACACUGCUGGAUCAUAUUUAGAUCCCACCACUCAAGACAAAUGACCAUUAUGCAAUGUCUCUAUAAAUAAGUCCUGUUUUUCAUGUAAUGUAAAGGUUGGGUUAAAAAUAAACAAAAAGUAAGUGCUGUGUCAUGUCCAAGCAUUUGUUUAUGCACAACCUGACGAGGCGCUCAGCUCACGCAAAUAUUCACAGGUCUACAUUUGGCCGCUGAUUACGGGCUGGCGGGUCUCGUUGAUCCAUCUGUGGCAGUGAGGGGAGGGCACAAGUGUUCAUUCAGCCACAGACCUUCACCCCCUCUUUGUAGCAUUCAGGUCAAAGGAAUCAGCUGUGUAAAGUCAUUGGAAAGAACAGUUCAGGAGAGCUUAAGAUCUGCAAAUAAAUACAUAA
Molecule: messenger RNA, 1695 nt
Organism: Labrus mixtus (cuckoo wrasse)
Lineage: Eukaryota; Metazoa; Chordata; Actinopteri; Labriformes; Labridae
Product: leucine-rich repeat-containing protein 30-like
Exons: 1
Coding region: 298-1197 (299 amino acids)
Molecular function (GO): protein binding
Source: RefSeq, a predicted model, not a curated record